Molecule: messenger RNA, 1768 nt
Organism: Mytilus trossulus (common blue mussel)
Lineage: Eukaryota; Metazoa; Mollusca; Bivalvia; Mytilida; Mytilidae
Product: putative amidohydrolase YtcJ
Exons: 2
Coding region: 14-1723 (569 amino acids)
Molecular function (GO): hydrolase activity, acting on carbon-nitrogen (but not peptide) bonds
Source: RefSeq, a predicted model, not a curated record
AACCUUCCUUCUAAUGGCGUCCUUUAAGUCGUCCAGGCAAUCCUCUGGCGGAGCUAUUUAUAUAAAUGGAAACAUUUAUACAGUAGCGAGUUCAGAAUGGGAAAGACAGCCUAAGAAGGCUAUGGUAGUGCAAGGUGGUAUUAUUAUUUAUGUUGGCUCUGACGAGGAGGCAAAGCAUUUCUACAAAUCAGGUGAAUAUGAGAUGUACGAUCUAGAUGGAGCUACUGUUCUCCCUGGUAUUCAUGACGUCCACAUGCAUCCACUUGAGUCAGGUUCAGAGGUUGGCGGAACCUGCGAAUUACCGCGCGACCUUUCGCCGGAAGACAUGAUCGGUCUUAUAAAGAAACAGGCACCUAAACAGAAAGGGACUAACUGGGUUCUUGGACAUGGAUAUUCAAUCGAAAUGAUGUUAAAACAUAUUGAAAGUGGUGGAAGAUCUCCUAGGAAAAUAUUAGAUGAAGCAGUUCCUAAUAAACCAGCUAUUAUGAUGGAAGAAACAUCACAUUCAGUUUGGGUAAAUACUCGAGCUUUAUCAUUGGCUGGUAUUAAUAGCCAAACUGUCGACCGAGAAGGUGGUAUUAUAAUGAGAGAAAAGGGCACUGAAGAACCAAAUGGAAUUUUAUUUGAAAAUGAAGGCAUAGAAAUCAUGGAUAUUGCCAUGGCACCUUCAGCAAAAUUGGAAAAAUAUAACUAUGAAGGAUUGAUGUAUGCCUUAGAUCAAAUUAAAAAAUAUGGCAUUACUUCUCUUUGCGAUGCAAGAGUGUAUUGGAAGCAAGAACAUCAUAAAGCUUGGCAGAAAGCAUGUGCUGACAAAAAGCUCACAGUCAGAGCCAUUUUGGGAUUUUGGGUGUAUUCCCAUAUGUGCGAUGAAGAACAAAUUGAGAACUUGAAAGAGCUGCAUACUGGGUACCACUGUGACGAUAACUGUCUUCUACGGCAAAAUCAAAUAAAAAUGUAUGCUGAUGGGCUACUUGAUAAUACUACAGCAGCUGUUCUUAAACCAUACAUAAAGAAACUUCACCUUAGAGGUCUUGAGGAAAAUAUUGGGAUGAACUAUUUCACACAGGCUCGGAUAGAGAAGUACAUCAAGAGUUUGCAACAUUUUUCGGACGAAAAACAAUUUGAUUUUCAUAUACAUGCUAUUGGUGACCGAGCCGUACAUGAGGUUCUAAAUGCCAUAGAAAAUACAAAAGAAAACAAUACACGUCAUCGAAUGACACAUUUAGAACUUAUAGACGAGGGGGAUUUGGGUAGAUUCAAGGAUCUUGGGGUUGUAGCCGAUUUCCAAGUGUCUGGUGAUUACACGCUUCCUUGUGAAAGACACAGCACAGAAUCGGUUGUCGGCAGGGAACGAGCUGAAAAUUUUAUUGCGGUGAAAAAUGUUGCCGACACUGGCGCCACAGUGACCUUGAGUAGUGACUGGGAUGUGAGUGACCUGAAUCCUUUUAUCGGUAUCCAGCAUGCAGUCGAAAGAGGCCAUCAGUCAGUUUCAAUCAAACAAGCUAUAGAAAUGUACACAAUAAAUGGUGCAUAUGCCAUGCGACAGGAACAUAUUGUUGGAUCGUUAGAGAAUGGAAAAGAAGCUGAUUUUGUUGUAAUAGACAGUGAUGUAAUGAAAAUACCCAACUCAAAAAUAAGUAAAAUCAAAAUCAAAAUGACAGUCCUCAGAGGGGAUAUUAUCUACAGACACAAGGGAAAAUAUCCAAAAUCUGCAAAACCAUAAGUUUACGAACUUUAUCAGAAUUCAUUGAGAGCCAAAGGGGAGCAA